CGUACGGGAAGUCGGAGGGGAAAAUCAGCUGGAAUCCGCGGAAAUCAUCCACAGGACUAUUUUUCCUUUACUUAGCUAGCUAUCGAUCUGUCACCUACUAUCUCUCAUUCCUUUCGUGUUGCUGUCAAAACGCCACACUGGCUAUGUCGGAGUCAUACGAUUUCCUGUUUAAAUUCCUGGUGAUUGGGAAUGCUGGAACUGGCAAAUCCUGUCUGCUGCACCAGUUCAUAGAGAAGAGAUUUAAGGAUGAAUCCAACCACACGAUUGGGGUGGAGUUUGGCUCUAAGAUUAUUAGUGUGGUCAACAAAAUGGUCAAACUGCAGAUUUGGGACACUGCAGGGCAAGAAAGAUUCAGGUCCGUGACCAGGAGUUACUACAGAGGAGCAGCAGGAGCUCUGCUAGUCUAUGAUAUCACCAGUCGAGAGACAUACAACGCCCUGACCACGUGGUUGAGCGAUGCCAGGAUGCUGGCCAGUCAGAACAUUGUCAUCAUCCUCUGUGGAAACAAGAAGGACCUGGAUGCUGAGAGAGAGGUCACGUUCCUGGAGGCUUCACGCUUUGCUCAGGAGAACGAGCUGAUGUUCCUGGAGACCAGCGCUCUAACAGGGGAAAACGUCGAAGAGGCCUUUGUCCAGUGCGCUCGGAAAAUCCUUAACAAGAUAGAGUCAGGAGAGCUGGAUCCAGAGAGGAUGGGGUCAGGUAUCCAGUAUGGCGACGCUGCGCUACGACAGCUUCGUUCUCCUCGUCGCGCUCAGCCUCAGGGCACCCAAGAGUGUGGUUGCUAGUGGACGCGCCCAGCAAAAUACUCAGAAAAGUGUGUUUCAGAUGGGUUUUUGAAGACCAGGAGAAGAACAACCACAGGGGACUCAGGGUUCAGGUUGUUAUGCUGGUGACUCCUCUCUGACCUUUGACCUUUUGCUUUGUUGUCAUGGCUGCACCUCCCAGCCACAUCCCCUUCAGUGGUAUCCAGAGACCGCCCCCCUCUUCAACAUACUGCUCCACUAUUGGACCAAACCUUCCCCAGCCCUCCAAUCAGGAUGUGAAUUACUGACCAUCUUUCUAUCUGCCCUCACACCUGCUUACCUCCAAAACUUAAGUUGAAGUUUUCUCCCCUUACACCAAUCCCAUCGACAUUCAUCUGGAGUACUUAAGGGGAAGUUUACAUUUUUCAGAAGUUGAUUUUCUUUCGCAUUAGAAUUUAACCAACACGAUAUAAUGUGAUUGAGGACAGUCUGUAGGAUUUAAGGGGAUUUAUGGCAUAAAAGGAAUAUAAUAUUAUUUUUAGGUGAUUCAACAUCCCAGUACAAACUCUUAAACAUCCCCUUUAAUCUUUAUGUAUUGUAAAAAUGUACUGAUGGACACAUUUCCGCUCUGCUGCUCAUACAGAAGAGUUAUUUUAUACCCAUUCGUUUAACCUUUAUCAUGCGCAACUGAAGAACUGUCAUAUGAAUAAGUAGGGCCCAGCCUCCAACGAUGUUACUAUUCUCAAAAUACAUCCGUGUUUCUACAGUGGCCCAAAACAGACAUACCCAACAUUUGCUCUAGGAUUUUUACUUUAAAGUGGCAGCUUAAAAUGUGUGGUGAGUAUGCACCUGAAGGCCACGGCAGUUUCUUCUACAUUCUAGUAAAAAUGGGGAGGGUUGGAGGUGAACAUUUCUCACCAAUAGAUUGCACUAAAUCCUACACACAGCUCCUUUUAAGGGGAGUGUAUUUCCUUGUGCAUUCAAGGUAAACAAACAAGAUAUAACCCGUUCAUUUGUCAGUUUCAGAUUGAUAUCUGAUGCAUAGAUAUGAGGUAUGGAUUUUUCGCAUCUAACUCUCACCAAGAAAACAGUUGUUGAACUAUUCCUUUAACCAUUUUUAUGCAUAUUUCAAUCCUUCCCUUUUAUAUUUCUCUCCCUCCAACCAGCUGCUCUGAUUGCCUUCCUGCUCAUACUUCUUAAACACACCACUAACAGUGUGCUGUUUCUGCCUGUACAUUUUGCAUUCCCUGCGUUCCUCCUACACACUUUCUCUCCUGUAAAGUGCCCCGGGCGAUGCAGCUGCUGAAUGACACUUCAUCCCUCUGCCUACCUUACCGACUGUUUACAUCCCAUCUGUCUCUCUGUUACCUCCCCACACCUCUCCCUCCAUCCCCCGACUGCAUCUUGUACACUGUACAGUGUUUCUGUAUAUAGAGACUGACGCAUGUUUUCUCCUACAGAAUAUCAGAGUAUUUCAUUAUGAAGAGAUAUUAUAUGUAAAUUAAAGUAGAUAUCACAUCUAGCAUCUGUUUAAUGCUCCACUGUCUUAUUAUCAUGUUAAGCUACAUACACUGGCAACUAGUAAGCAGUAUAGCUGGGCAGUACUGAGAUUUAUGUUUAAUUGUGAAUGGGACUGAUCUGAGUUAUGUUAAGUACUAACAGUUAUAUCAUCGUUCAUGCUCACAGAUAAAGAAAAAAAUUGGAUCAUAUUACACAUCACAUAAUUUGGCUUUUAUGGCUAAUAUAAAUACUUUUUACACUUUGACUUUUUAAUUUACUACGGCGCACUCCUUUAUCCAAAGGUUUGAAAUAAUGACUGAUAUCUCUUUUAAUGACUCAUCUCUCUCUUUUAAAAUAAUGCCUGUUUACAUAUAUUUACAAUACCUCUCUUACUGCUGCCAGCUGUUAGGAAUUACUAACUGAAUGCAUUUCAAGUUUUAGCGAUGGUAUAAAACUAUCUGAUGUGUGUCGGAUUUGAAAUUGUCUCCAAAGAUUCUUUAUGUUAAGUUCAGCCACAUUAAACUCAUAAAAAGUCUUCAUUUGAAGAUCUAGAUUUAAAAUGGUGCGUUUUGAUUAUUUUUUUCAAGCAUUAGAACAUUUGUUUGUUUCCAUUUUUGCCCCUUUAUGAAUAUGCAUUUCAUUUUUUAAAUCUAGCACACUUCAAACUGCCGAAAUAUCUCACCUUAGAUUUCAUCUGAUAGUGACUUUGGCUGUUCCACGUCACGUUGCCGUCUUGUGUUUAUGUUAUCAAGUCCUUUGUUUAUUUAUGGACGUCUGUUUUUCUUGUGUCAUUAUGAAUAUCAUGGAUUUUUAAUUUAUUGUGUAUGAUAAAAGCAUAUGUUUUUAAAAUAAAAAAUACAAGAAAUGAGGAAUCAUCA
Molecule: messenger RNA, 3121 nt
Organism: Eleginops maclovinus (Patagonian blennie)
Lineage: Eukaryota; Metazoa; Chordata; Actinopteri; Perciformes; Eleginopidae
Gene: rab4a
Product: RAB4a, member RAS oncogene family
Exons: 8
Coding region: 144-785 (213 amino acids)
Biological process (GO): regulation of endocytosis; Rab protein signal transduction; vesicle-mediated transport
Cellular component (GO): insulin-responsive compartment; recycling endosome; plasma membrane
Molecular function (GO): GTPase activity; GTP binding
Source: RefSeq, a predicted model, not a curated record